This is a messenger RNA of Pieris macdunnoughi, 1626 nucleotides long. The record is from the annotation of a GenBank genome assembly. Lineage: Eukaryota; Metazoa; Arthropoda; Insecta; Lepidoptera; Pieridae.
AUGCAAGGCAAGAAACCCAUCUGGUCUAAUUAUGACAUUGACUUCCAGAUGUACUUAGCUCAAUAUGGCUACCUCAGCCCCUCUGUGAAGAAUCCCUCCAGUGGGCAUAUUAUGGAUGAAAGUUCUUGGAGACGAGCAAUUGCAGAGUUCCAGAGCUUCGCGGGAUUGAAUACGACAGGUGAACUGGAUGAUGAGACAAUUAACGUGAUGUCUUUACCAAGAUGCGGUGUUCGUGAUAAAGUGGGCUUUGGCGAAAGCCGAGCGAAGCGAUACGCACUUCAAGGCUCCAGAUGGCGUGUGAAGAAUCUAACAUACAAGAUCUCAAAGUACCCAUCAAGGCUGAAUCGCGCUGAAGUGGACGCGGAACUAGCUAAAGCUUUUUCUGUUUGGGCUGACUACACCGACCUAACAUUUACUCAGAAAGGAAAAGGACAAGUACACAUUGAAAUAAGGUUUGAGAAAGGUGAGCACGGAGAUGGUGAUCCAUUCGACGGACCUGGUGGUACUCUUGCCCAUGCCUAUUUCCCUGUGUACGGUGGUGAUGCUCAUUUCGACGAUGCUGAAGUGUGGUCUAUCAAUUCAAAACGAGGAACAAAUCUUUUCCAAGUAGCCGCCCACGAAUUUGGUCACUCGCUGGGUCUUUCCCACAGCGAUGUAAGAUCAGCUCUCAUGGCACCCUUCUAUAGGGGCUAUGACCCCGCCUUCCAGUUGGACCAAGAUGAUAUUCAGGGUAUUCAGGCUUUGUACGGGCACAAAUCCCAAAUCGACAUCGGAGGUGGUUUCUCCCAAAACCCCAAAAUCCCUCGCGCUACAACUCAACAGCCGGCAUCAGAAGAUCCCGCUUUAUGUUCCGACCCCAGCUUUGACACCAUCUUUAACUCCGCUGACGGUGCAACAUUUAUCUUCAAAGGCGAACACUAUUGGAAGCUAACAGAAAACGGAGUAGCAGCUGGAUAUCCUCGCCUCAUCUCUCGGGCAUGGCCUGGUCUCCCUGGCAACAUCGAUGCUGCCUUCACAUACAAGAACGGAAAAACCUACUUCUUCAAGGGAUCUAAGUACUGGAGGUAUAACGGACAGAAAGUAGACGGUGAUUAUCCCAAGGACAUUAGUGAAGGCUUCACAGGUAUUCCAGAUAACAUAGAUGCAGCUUUAGUCUGGUCUGGUAACGGCAAGAUUUACUUCUACAAAGGCUCCAAGUUCUGGAGAUUCGACCCAGCGCAACGGCCACCAGUUAAAUCGACAUAUCCAAAGCCCUUGUCCAAUUGGGAGGGAAUACCGGACAAUGUGGACGCGGCACUGCAGUAUACUAACGGAUACACGUACUUCUUCAAGGGUGGCACGUACUGGCGGUUCAAUGAUAGGACUUUCAGCGUGGACAAAGACGACCCAGCGUUCCCCAGGUCAACAGGUUACUGGUGGCUAGGCUGCAGCAGCGCCCCACGAGGGACUAUCGGAGGUAACGCAAGACUCACAAUUCAACCCGCUGAUGAUGAAGACGUCGGAGAUAUACUCUUCGACGCAGAUGGAGGUCAUGAUGGGGCUGGAAAUAGCGGAUUCGUGGCGAAUUCCAAUAUCUGGACUCUGGUUCUGGCUCUGGCGGUAGCGCUAUGCUCUCGUGCCGCCUAG